GGGUACCUGAAAUUUCAAACUGUUCUAUGCUUUGGCCGUAGGGUUUUGUUUUUUCUUCAUCAUCCAUCCUGUUUUUUUAUCCUUUAUUUUAUGGUUCAAACAUGUAUUCCUCUAGAGGAAAUGGUGCCUACGGUCAGCAACCUUAUGGCUUGCAAUCUGGCUAUGCUCAAAACCUGGGAUCUGCAUAUUCUGCAAGUUCAGUUGGAGGGCCUAAUGGAGGCUCUCAACAUUCAUUGGCUUCUAGGCAUUCCUCAAUGUUAAGUGCCUCUCAAGAAACAGAUGUUGGUGGAUUACGAAGCUCGGCAUCACAUUUUGGAGGUCAAUAUGGAGCUAUCCAUGGCUCAGCUUCCAUGACUGGUGCUCAGCAGGUGCCCACAAUGAGUGCUAAAGGGACUGGACCAUCAGCUUUGGAAGUUCGUGGUGGCUAUCCCUCAGGUCUAUCUGAUUCUCCAAAAUUUUCUUCUGGUGACUAUGUUCCAUCAUCUAGUCUUGGAUAUGGUCACAAAAGUGAUCAAUUAUACACAGAGAAGAUUCAUGAUUAUCCAGUGAUCGACAGACGUCAAUAUGGUGAACGACAGAGUGCUUAUAUUGGGAGGGACAUGCAAACUGAUCCAGCUGCACGAUAUGCCGAUUCUGUUGGUUUUAGUCAUCAACAUCAGGCUGGGAUGUAUGAACGUAUUGAUCAGGCAUCAAUGCUUCAACAAGAACAGUUACUGAAAUCUCAGUCAUGGCAAUCUGCAUCUCUUGAUGGAAAGGCCAGACAAAUUGAAUAUCUUGCAGCAAGAGGUGCUGCUAGCCGUCAUCCCACUCAAGAUCUUGUGUCUUAUGGAGGAAAAAUGGAUAUUGAUCCUAGCAGUUCAUCAAUGCUUAGUGGUGCUUCAUAUGGUGGGCAACAUGCUCUAUCAAUAUUAGGGGCAGCUCCGCGGAGGAAUGCGGAUGAUCUCCUGUAUCGUCAGAGUUCAUCAAAUCCAGGCUAUGGAGUUAGCCUGCCUCCUGGUAGGGAUUAUGGCACAGGAAAAGGGCUUCAUGGGGCAUCUGUUGAUGCAGAUUAUCAUGGAGGUCAUUUGAGGAUUGAUGAGCGUAGGGACGAUAAAGCUGGUUAUCUUCGGGAGUUUGAGCUAAGAGAGGAGGACCGUCGUCGAGAACUUUUGCGUGAGAGGGAGAAAGAAAGAGAAAGGGAAAAGGAACGGGAGCGGGAACGGGAACGGGAACGGGAACGGGAACGAGAACGAGAACGAGAACGAGAAAGAAAGCGUGAAAGGGAACGCAUUUUGGAGCGACGUGAGAAGGAGAGGGAGCGAGAGCGGAAACGUGCAAUUGAAAUUAGACGCGAACGAACUCCACCAAGAGUCUCAAGAGAGAGACAUGGGUCCUCUUUGACAAAGGAGGGGAGAUCUUUGCGACGAGAUUCCCCAAGCCAUGAAGCUUCAAAUAGGCGUCAUUCACCUGUUAAAGAAAAAAGAAGAGAAUAUGUCUGCAAGAUUUCUGCUUCCAUUUUGGUUGAUGUAGAGAGGGAUUAUAUGUCAAUAGAUAAGAGAUAUCCCAGACUGUUUAUAUCUCCUGAACUUUCAAAGGUUGUCAUUAACUGGCCAAAGGAGAAUCUUAAACUUUCUAUCCAUACGCCUGUCAGUUUUGAGCAUGAUUUUAUCGAAGAUGAGGGUAUAGUCAACUCAAAAGAGCCCCCAUCAACUAAGCUUUUGGCUCAACAACUUGAAAAAUCAGAGCAUGGGCGCACAAUAUGGAAUGCAAAGAUAAUUUUGAUGAGUGGGCUCAGUAAAAAUGCUCUGGAAGAGCUUUCUUCUGAGAAAAGCUAUGAUGAUCGUCUACCACAUAUUUGCAAUAUUCUUAGGUUUGCUGUGCUGAAAAGGGAUCGCUCUUUCAUGGCACUUGGUGGUCCAUGGGAUACUGCUGAUGGUGGUGACCCCUCUGUUGAUGAUUAUGUUCUAGUUCAAACAGCCCUCAGACAUGCAAGGGAUGCAACGCAAAUUGAUUUGCAGAACUGCCAUAACUGGAAUCGUUUUCUGGAGAUACACUAUGAUAGAUUUGGGAAGGAUGGAUUUUUCAGCCAUAGAGAGAUCACUGUUCUGUUUGUUCCAGAUUUAUCUGAUUGCUUGCCUUCGUUUGAUGCAUGGCGAGACCAGUGGCUUGCUCAUAAGAAGGCUGUUGCUGAGAGAGAGCGUCAGCUCUCUUUAAAAAAACAGAGGUCUAUGGAGAAGAAGGAAGGACAGAAAGAUAAAGGAACAGAUUCUUCAAAAGAGUCUAAAAGGGCAGACAAAUCAGAAAAAACCAAAGGAUCUGCAUCCGCUGGUGUCAACAAUAUGGAGAAAGAUAGGAAACGUAAAGCGAAUGCACAAAAGGGCGAUGACAAUGACAAGAACCUUGAGAAGAAGAAUGGGAUUGAAACAGGGGAGGAAGUCAAGAAUGUUGAGACGAAAGAAAAGGGAGAUACUACAGGUGCUCAGACAACUGACAGUGUGAAGACUGGAAAAAAGAAGAUUAUAAGGAGGAUUGUCAAACAGAGGGUUGCUAAUAAGAAAACAGAUGCUGAGAAUAGUAUAAGCAAGCAAAAUGAGUCGUUCGAUGCUAAGGAUGCUGGAGAGAGCAAUGAAAGAUCUGAGAUCUCUGUCGAGCAGAAUGAAUCUUCUGCCGAUCCUUCUGGAGUUAAAACUUUUGUGAGGAAGAAAGUUAUAAAGAAGGUUCCAGCAGGGAAAGCUACUCAAAAUGAAGAUAAGAGUAUGCAACCUGAGGUUAAAGCUGAGAAGGAAGUGGACAACACUGAAGACAAACCAAAGGAUAAUUCACAAAGCGGCAGUGAUGCAGUUUUGCAAGGUACUAGUGUUAAAACUGCCAUAAAGAAGAAAAUAAUUAAAAGAGUACUUAAAAGAAAGCUCACAGGUGUGGGGACGGGUGAUAGGGCCAGCAAGACUAAGAAGGAUGACAAGAUAGUAGCUCAGGCAGGUAAUGAAACAGAAAAUAUGGAGAAAGAAAGAACAGAUACAGAAAGCCAGAUGAAUGAGAUGCAAAAUUCGGAAAAGAAAAUAAUUCCCAAGUCAAAAUCACCUACUGUGGAGAAGGAAGCUAGUGUGCCCAAUUCAAUUAAAACAGAAAUCAAAGCUGUCAAGGAGGAUAAGAAGAAUGACAAGGAAAUUGAUGGGAAAAGUGCCUCUGGGGCUAAAAUUGAGGGCAAGGAUGACAAGCAAAAAAUAGCUCAGAGGGAUAAUCAUGAUGGCAAGUAUAAAGGAAAGGAUGAUGAAAAAUCAAAGGAUGAAAAGAAGAAAAAGGAUGGAAAAGACGAGUCUAGGAGUAAAUCCAAUAAGGAUGCAAAAGAAAAGAGAAUGCCCGAAGAACCUCCUAGACAUCCUGGAUUGAUUCUGCAAACAAAAGGGGAAAAAGAAACUAAACUGCGGUCAUUGUCACUUUCACUUGACUCGCUUUUGGACUACAUUGAUAAUGAUAUUGAGGAAUCAACAUUUGAGCUCUCAUUAUUUGCUGAAUCAUUUUAUGAAAUGCUUCAGUAUCAGAUGGGCUCCCGUAUUUUGGCGUUUCUGCAGAAACUACGCAUAAAAUUUGUAACAAAAAGAAAUCAACGGAAGAGGCUGUGGGAGGAAAUGGAAGAGAAGGAAAAGGAGAGGAAAUCAUCAACUAAACGACAGAAGACUAAUGAACAGCCUGUGAACACCAAAUCGGCUGAAUCUGAAUUGUUGGGCACAGAUCAAUCUGAGGAUCAAAGAACUAAGAAAAAGGAAGAUACUUCUGUUGAUAAGGGUAAUGAAGCAAAGUUGGAAGAUGAAACUGAUUAUGAAGAAGACCCAGAAGAAGAUCCUGAAGAAUGUGAAGAAAUGGAGGAUGCUGGAGAUGACUUGUCUGAUGAGAAGGAUGAAGAAGAGGGAAGGAUGAGUCUGGAUGCUGUCCAUGAACCAGUGACUGGCAAUGGGAAAGAAAAAGCAGCGAAAGAUGCCAAGGAGACAAAAUGUGAAGAGGCAAAGGUCAAGUCUGAUGUUGAUUUGUCAGAAACGAGAGAUUUGAAGGUGGAGACUGGGAAUAAAGAGCCAUCUGCUGUAAAGGAUGCUGUGGUUGAUAAGGAACUAUUGCAGGCUUUCAGGUUUUUUGAUCGUAAUCGAACUGGCUAUGUUAGGGUUGCAGACAUGAGGUUGAUUAUCCAUAACUUGGGGAAAUUUCUUUCCCGCAGGGAUGUGAAGGAACUCGUGCAAAGUGCACUGUUAGAGAGCAACACUGGGAGGGACGACCACAUUCUUUAUGGCAAACUGGUGAGAAUGGCCCUAGAUUGAGACAUGGAGCCUGGUUUGUUUUUGCUUUUACUAGUUUGGCAUUUGGUUUUUGUGGGUGGUGUUACUUUUUAUCAAGUUUUGAUUCGUCAGAAAUCUUUACUGGUGAAAAGGAUGGUGCUGUUACAUAUUUUGCAGAACAUUGAUAAUGAGAAAAUGUAAAUUGUUGUGAGCAAUAUUAAUAGAAACUUUGGGCGAUAGUCCCCCUGUGCUUA
Molecule: messenger RNA, 4501 nt
Organism: Hevea brasiliensis (rubber tree)
Lineage: Eukaryota; Viridiplantae; Streptophyta; Magnoliopsida; Malpighiales; Euphorbiaceae
Product: protein SHORT ROOT IN SALT MEDIUM 1
Exons: 22
Coding region: 102-4289 (1395 amino acids)
Biological process (GO): regulation of DNA-templated transcription
Cellular component (GO): nucleus
Molecular function (GO): calcium ion binding
Source: RefSeq, a predicted model, not a curated record